Messenger RNA from Aethina tumida (small hive beetle), 1164 nucleotides. RefSeq names its product cyclin-dependent kinase 7 (gene Cdk7). Gene Ontology annotation, cellular component: transcription factor TFIIK complex; cytoplasm; transcription factor TFIIH holo complex. Gene Ontology annotation, biological process: protein phosphorylation; positive regulation of transcription by RNA polymerase II. Gene Ontology annotation, molecular function: RNA polymerase II CTD heptapeptide repeat kinase activity; ATP binding; cyclin-dependent protein serine/threonine kinase activity. NCBI's taxonomy places the organism in Eukaryota, Metazoa, Arthropoda, Insecta, Coleoptera, Nitidulidae. The transcript has a single exon. The coding region runs from base 70 to 1086 and encodes 338 amino acids. The record is from RefSeq and is a predicted model, not a curated record.
CAUACCUAACCUCAACAAUCAAAAAGAAACCAGUGUCAACAGUGACCAGUAUAAAAAUUUGUGUACAAAAUGAUGAACAAACUGAAACGUUACGAAAAAAUUGAGUUCCUUGGUGAGGGUCAGUUCGCCACAGUUUACAAAGCGAAAGACGUGGAAACUGAUAAUAUUGUGGCUGUGAAGAAAAUCAAAAUAGGAAGCAGGCAAGAAGCACAGGAUGGCAUAAAUCGAACGGCGUUACGUGAAAUAAAACUGUUGCAAGAAUUACACCACAAAAAUUUGAUUGGACUGUUGGAUGUGUUCGGUCACAUGUCUAAUGUAUCACUUGUUUUUGAUUUUAUGGAUACAGACUUGGAAGUUAUUAUCAAGGAUAAUACUAUUAUCCUCACCACUGCGAAUGUUAAAUCGUACAUUUUGCAGACGUUACAAGGCUUAGAAUAUCUGCAUCUGAACUGGAUACUACACAGAGAUUUGAAGCCAAAUAAUUUACUGGUUAAUGCUGCUGGGGUACUUAAGAUUGGUGAUUUUGGUUUGGCAAAACUUUAUGGUUCCCCUAACAGAAUUAAUACCCAUCAGGUUGUAACUCGGUGGUACAGAGCUCCUGAAUUAUUGUUUGGUGCUAAGCAGUACAGUACUUGUAUUGACAUGUGGGCUGUGGGUUGUAUAUUAGCUGAACUAUUAUUAAGGGUACCAUUAUUCCCAGGAGAGUCUGAUUUGGACCAACUAACAAAGAUAUUUGGUGUUUUUGGCAAUCCUACAGAAGAAAAUUGGCCUGGAUUAAAAACUUUGUCAGAUUAUAUAGAAUUUAAACCUUUUACUCCCAUUCCCCUGAAAAACAUAUUCACAGCAGCUGGUGAUGAUUUGCUGGAUGUUUUAGAGGGAUUACUUGUUUUAAAUCCAAUAAAGAGGAAGGAGUGUUCAGAAUGUUUACAAAUGCCAUUCUUCAGCAACAAACCAGCUCCUACAGUUGGAUCCAAAUUACCACUACCUCAAAAUAUUAGGAAAACCAAAGAUGAUAAACCAUCCCUGAAGAGAAAAUUAUUGGAUGCUGCUGAAGGAGGGACUUUAUCUAAAAGAUUAUUUUUCUAGGGUUAUUUAAUUGUCUUGAAUUUAUAUUUGUUCAAUGUUUGAGCACUUUAUUACAAUAAUAUAAUUGUUAUUUUUGUA